GUGAAGCCACGCCCACUUCAACAAAUCGACGCCAUUUGCAAUUAACAUUUUGCUUUCAGCAGUAACAAUCUACAGGUUUUAAAAAUUUCCCACUGUGUUUUGAUAAUUAAAACGCUAAUAAUGGCUCAAAUGCAAGCGAAACCUGAGCGGCUUCCACUACCGAUAGAAGUGGAAGAAGCGAAAAGCGACAAGUCGGACAGCGGAAUGGAAAACGAAUCUGUCGGGGAGUAUGAGGAAGAUGGAUUUUUCGAUGUGGAUUCUUUGCUGGAACACAAUAUUCCUGUCGAGGAUAUCAAGCAGCUCAAGAAAGUGGGGAUUAAUACCAUCAAAGGUCUCCAAAUGUGCACCAGCAGAAGUUUGGCGACUCUCAAAGGCUUUACACCGGCUACAGUCGAAAAAAUCAAACACGCUUGUGCGAUUAUCACCAAUGCCACCACUGAAAAUUGCUUCAUGACUGGUUUAGAAGUGUCCGCUCAGAGAAGGCACAUUUUCCAGUUGACUACUGGAAGCAAAAAUAUCAAUGCUAUUCUUGGUGGUGGUAUUGAAUCCAUGGCAAUAACGGAAGUAUUUGGAGAAUCUCGCUCUGGUAAGACUCAAUUGGCUCAUACUUUGUGCGUUACUGCUCAAUUGCCCAACGAAGCACAAGAAUAUCAAGGUGGAAAAGUGAUGUUUAUCGAUACUGAAAGCACUUUUCGUCCGGAUAGAAUCAAACCAAUUGCUGACAGAUUCGAACUGGACAGUUCUGGAGUUUUGGAAAAUAUUCUCUGUGCAAGAGCCUAUAAUUCAGAGCAACUAUAUGAACUUUUAACCAGCGCUGGUAAUGUGUUCCACAAAGAUCCCGGCAUGUUCAAGUUGCUAAUUAUUGACUCGAUCAUGGCUCCGUUCCGUGUGGAUUUUAUCGGUGCAGGCGAAAUGUCCGAGAGACAGACCAAAUUGGGAUUGAUGCUGUCGAAAUUGCAAAAAAUGAGCGAAGAAUACAACAUAGCAGUAUUUCUGACCAAUCAGAUUACCACCGAUAUGAGUCAGCCGCUUACUCUUUUGAAUAAUGCCGAAGUUAAACCGAUUGGUGGUAAUGUCUUGGCUCAUGCGACUACCACCAGGAUGGUGUUGAAAAGAGGACAGUUUCAAGAGCGUAUUGCGAAAAUUUAUGGCAGUCCCAAUUUGGAAGAACAAGAAACCAAAUUUGAUAUUACGCUUGGUGGCAUAACUGAUCCCAAACCACAAGAUGAAUAAAGUUUUUGACAAGUUAUUAUUAGUUUUUAAUUGUUAAUGAGCUCAUCGCCAUUUAAUAUUUUCUAGUUCUAACAAAGUUUGAUCGUUGAUUGAUGCUUAUUAUUCUAGAGUUUAGUCGUUGUAUUGUUCAUUAUAAUCUUUAGAUAAAUUAUUCCUAAAUAAAGUUGAUUUCUGUUUUAAUUUUGUGUUAUAUUUUCUUUGAUUAUUC
This is a messenger RNA of Ceutorhynchus assimilis (cabbage seed weevil), 1441 nucleotides long. NCBI's taxonomy places the organism in Eukaryota, Metazoa, Arthropoda, Insecta, Coleoptera, Curculionidae. The record is from the annotation of a GenBank genome assembly.